Messenger RNA from Entrophospora sp. SA101, 1191 nucleotides. NCBI's taxonomy places the organism in Eukaryota, Fungi, Glomeromycota, Glomeromycetes, Entrophosporales, Entrophosporaceae. The record is from the annotation of a GenBank genome assembly.
AUGGUGGUUAUCCCAUUUAGAAUCAUCAUCAUUGUUGACAACAACAAAAAUAGUUCACCAACAGCAAUUGCAAGAACACUAUCAUCACCACCAAAGGAAAUUGAUGAGGAUGAAGAUGAUGAAAUAGAAUUUGAGGAUUCAGUAAUUAACUUUGGAUCAAAUUAUAAUGAAGCUCUAAAAAGCAUAAAUAAAAAUAUUAUGGAAUUAUAUAAUUCUGCUGAUAAAUGUGAUAUAAUUAAAAUGGGAAUUAUAAAUCUUGAGGAUGAAAGGAAAAAUAAGAAGAAGGCUUUUAAAAAAAUUUCUCAACUGUAUAAAAAAGAUUUCAAGGUUUUAUAUUGUGACACAUUAACUGAUAAAGAUAUAAAUCAGAUGUUAGAGGAUCUAAAAGGAAUUUCAAAUGUUGAAAGUGUUAAGGAAUAUAUAGAUAAAUAUAAAACAUAUCAAAGUCUUGAUUUAGAUUUGAAAAGUGUGAUAAAAAGUUUUAUAUACACUAUUGCUUUUCAAUUUGGCAGUUGUUUCACCUUAAAUGACAGUUAUUUUGAAGAAAUGUUCUCAGAAACACAUAUUUCUGUAGUCACACAUUUCACAAUUUUUAUGAAUUUAUUUAGGACUAGGGACUAUUCAGUUAAAAUAAACAGAAAUCAAGAUUAUGAUGAUAAAAAUAUAAGAAAAUCACUAAUACCAGAUGUAAAAUUGUCAUAUAAGAAGAGAACAAUUGAAAUACUUGUAGUGGAGAAUGCCAAGUUUAAUUCUAUUAAUGGAAAAAGAAAAAAAACAACUGAUACUAAGAAAAUUUCUAUAUUAAUGCAUGACCAAAUCUCAAGGCUAUAUGAUUAUUUAGAUGAACAUGAUAAGGGUGAACAGGUGAAAGAGUUAGAAGUCUAUGGAGUUAUAACUUCAAAAUUAUACCUGUUUUAUAAGAUUAUGAGUUUUAGGCUGCCAUCAGAUGUUGCUGAUUUUGACCAACUGAAAGAUGCUUUUAAAUACAUGAUUAAAUUUCGAACAAUUGUAGAUGAGAAUCAUAGAAGAUUGAAAAAUAUUAUUGAAGGAAGACCUGUGACUCCAACCAAUUCUAUUCAAUGGACAAUAAAAAUCAAGAAAUCUCCUAUAACUUUAAAAAAAGAAGAAAAAGAACUAAAAAAUAAAGCUACUAGAAUUGAAAAUUCGAGAGAAAAAAAUCCAUUCACUUAG